Molecule: messenger RNA, 1233 nt
Organism: Drosophila kikkawai
Lineage: Eukaryota; Metazoa; Arthropoda; Insecta; Diptera; Drosophilidae
Gene: Or9a
Product: Odorant receptor 9a
Biological process (GO): sensory perception of smell; detection of chemical stimulus involved in sensory perception of smell
Cellular component (GO): plasma membrane
Molecular function (GO): olfactory receptor activity; odorant binding
Source: RefSeq, a predicted model, not a curated record
AUGAGUGACGCACCUAGAAAGCCAACAAAGGAAAAGGAGCUGCAGGAACAGGAGCCCCAGCGAUCGCGUCAGGACAAGCAGGAUAAAUCUCUCCGCGUCCAGAUACUCGUUUAUCGCUGCAUGGGCAUCGACCUAUGGAGCCCCACCAGCUCCAAUGACCGCCGGCUGCUGACGUUCGUCACCAUGGGCCCCCUGUUUGUGUUCAUGGUGCCCAUGUUCCUGGCCGCCCGCGCAUACAUCACCCAGGUGAGCCUGCUGUCCGACACUUUGGGCUCCACGUUCGCCAGCAUGCUGACCCUGGUCAAGUUUCUGCUCUUCUGCUACUACCGCAAGCAGUUUGUGGGUCUCAUCUAUCGCAUCCGUGGGAUUCUCGACAAGGAGAUUAGCGUCUGGCCAGAUGCUAGGGGUAUUGUGGACGAGGAAAACCAAAGCGAUCAGAUGCUUAGCUUGACCUACACCAGAUGCUUUGGUUUGGCUGGAAUCUUUGCGGCCAUCAAGCCCUUUGUGGCCAUUGUGGUUUCCCUAAUCCGAGGCAGCGUUGGCGACUCGGGCAUCCAUCUGGAGUUGCCCCACAAUGGCGUGUAUCCCUGGGAUCUGCAGGUAGUCUGGUGGUAUGUGCCCACCUAUCUGUGGAAUGUCAUGGCCAGCUAUAGUGCGGUGACCAUGGCCUUGUGCGUGGACACUUUGCUUUUCUUUUUCACGUACAACGUGUGUGCCAUCUUCAAGAUAGCCAAGCAUCGGAUGAUCCAUCUGCCGGCUGUGGGCGGCAGGGAGGAGCUGGAGAGCCUGGUCCAGAUUUUGCUGCUGCACCAAAAGGGCCUGCAUAUAGCCGAUCAUAUUGCUGAUCAGUAUAGGCCGCUGAUCUUUCUGCAGUUUUUUCUUUCGGCCCUGCAGAUCUGCUUCAUUGGUUUCCAGGUGGCGGAUCUAUUUCCCAAGCCGCAGAGCCUGUACUUUAUUGCCUUUGUGGGCUCGCUGCUAAUUGCUUUGUUUAUUUACUCAAAGUGUGGGGAGAAUAUCAAGAGUGCCAGCCAGGAUUUUGGAAAUGGGAUCUACGAGAGUGCCUGGACGGAGUUUACACCAUCCACCAAAAGGGCGCUGCUCAUAGCCGCCAUGCGGGCCCAAAGGCCGUGCCAGAUGAAGGGGUAUUUUUUCGAGGCCAGCAUGGCCACGUUUUCAACGAUUGUCCGCUCCGCCAUGUCGUACAUCAUGAUGCUGCGCUCCUUUAAUGCCUGA